CACGACGAUGACAGCGCCACUGGUGCUCCCGUGAAUUACAAAGGGGAGAGUGGUGGGCGAUUUUGGAACUAGUGUUCUCAAAGUUUACGUCAGCCCUCUCAUAUUGUGAUUUCCAGACGUCAAACGAAAAGAUUUCCUCACAGAGACGAAAUAUUGAUAAUGUCAGGAGAGAAUUUCCAUUGAGACUUAUUUUAUCAAAUUUCAACACGAAGACUGCAGCCACACACAGGGAGAGUGCAUGUCUGAUAAAGACACGGAGGAGCAUUUCAAUUUCCUCUCAUAACAGAAGAAAAAACACACAUGACCAUAUCCAGGGGUGUCGGCGGCCAACAGCAGGGUGGUGGUGGCAGCGGCGGUGGACAGAUCGAGAUGUCCGCAGACAAUCAAAACACUGCCAGCACGGACAUCAAUUUGGAUACACAGCCUGGCUUCAGUGAAAGCAUGGAGGAUGAGAUGGGCGAACCACCUUUUCCACAUGCCAAGCUUGCCAUGCUUGAGGACAAAGUCUCGAGUCCUCGUUGGGUGGUGCCAGUGCUGCCGGAGCAGGAGUUAGAGUGCUUGCUUUUGGCAUCAAUCGACCUCUGCCAAAAAGGCAUUGAUGUCCGGUCUGAAGCAUGUCAGCGCUUCUUCCGCGAGGGACUAACAAUUUCCUUCACCAAAAUCCUCACAGACGAGGCUGUCAACUCUUGGAAGUACAACAUACACCACUGCAUACAGCAAAACUGCGAGAGACUUGUAGAGCUGUGUGUCCUGAAGUUGCCUCAUGAUUGGUUUCCUUUGCUAGAUUUGUUAGCCAUCGUCUUCAACCCCAACAACAAAUUUCAUGCUUUCAAUGGUGGUCGGCAGUCAGAGACAGUCCCGUCGGGCAGCCCAAUGCAGGAUGACGAAUUGUUUGCCAGACCCUUGCCAGAUCUGAGAGCCCCGAAAGGGUGGCUAGCUGACUUAAUAAACAAGUUUGGCAAGUUGGGAGGGUUCCAAGCUCUUUUGGAAAGAUUUCAGACUGGCCAAGGAUUAACAGUGCCUGUGAUUCAUGCCCUUUUGCGCCCUUUUGGUCUCUGUUACGAGUUCCUCACAGUCCAUACUGUCACAACUUAUAUCAUGCCUAUUAUGGAAGUGGUGCCUGCAUUACUUGACCAAUUGACGGAUGAUGAGCUUAAGAAGGAGGCAAAGAAUGAUGCAAUUUCUGCUAUUCUGAAAGCUUGCAAAUGUCUGGUGUCCAGAGUGCCUCGUCAAGAGGAGACUCUCAAAGAUUUGGAAAUAUUUAGGCUGAAAAUGAUCCUCAGACUGCUGCAAAUUUCAUCAUUCAACGGCAAAAUGAAUGCUCUCAAUGAAGUUAACAAAGUUAUCACAAGUGUUUCUUAUUACCCUCACGCUCAUCGAGGUCCAGAUGACGAAGAAUGGCUCACUGCUGAAAGAAUGGCUAAAUGGCUUAAAGAACACAAAGUUCUACAGAUAGUUCUCAGGGACUCGUUGCAUCAGCCGCAGUAUGUGGAAAAGUUAGAGAAAAUCUUGCGAUUCGUCAUCAAGGAGAAGGCACUGACCCUGGAAGACCUGGAUAACAUUUGGGCUGCGCAGGCUGGAAAACACGAAGCCAUAGUGAAAAACUUGCACGAUCUCUUAGCCAAAUUGGCUUGGGAUUUCUCCCCAGAGCAAUUAGAUCACCUGUUUGAGUGCUUUCAAUCGUCAUGGACUAAUGCCAACAAAAAGCAAAGGGAGAAACUGCUAGAACUGAUUCGUAGACUGGCUGAAGACGACAAGGGUGGUGUCAUGGCUCAUAAAGUGUUAAUGCUGUUCUGGAACUUGGCUCAUUCAGAAGAUGUGCCUACCGAAAUCAUGGACCAAGCUUUAAAUGCCCAUGUCAAGAUUUUAGAUUAUAGUUGCUCUCAGGAACGAGAUGCUCAGAAAGCAGUGUGGCUGGACAAAUGUGUUGACGAGCUGAAAAGCGGAAAGUGGGUGUUACCAGCACUGAAGCAAAUUCGUGAAAUUUGCUGCUUGUACGAACCACCUCCAGCAAUGAAUCAUGGUGGGCAUGCCCAGAGGACAACUGGGGUGGGUCACAAUGUCUCCAGUCACCGUCAAGAAGUGAUAGAAAAAUUGCAAGACACACAUAGCUUAGUGGUCCUCGUGACCAACAACCUGGUAGAUUAUAUGGACUUUGUUCGCAGUCUUCUAGUCGACAAUCCAAAAUUAGAUCCAGUCCAAUAUUUCCCAGACGGCCGAUAUAAUCACCCACAGCAAAUUCAAGAGAGACUUAACUUUUUACGUUUUCUACUGAAGGAUGGGCAAUUAUGGUUGUGUGCAGAGCAAGCAAAACAAAUAUGGCAGACAUUAGCAGAAAGCGCUGCUUUUCCUUCUGACAGGGAGGCGUGUUUUAAGUGGUUUUCUAAAUUAAUGGGCGACGAGCCUGAUCUGGACCCUUCGUUUAACCGUCAAUUCUUUGAAAACAACGUUCUCCAACUUGACCCUGCCCUGCUCACGGAGAGUGGCAUGAGGUGUUUUGAGAGAUUCUUCAAGGCUGUUAACACAAGAGAGGGAAAACUGAAAGCUAAGCGUAGAAACUUCCUCAUGGAAGACGUUGAUCUGAUUGGGACCGACUACAUUUGGAAAGUUGUUACUAGUAGCGGGGAGGAGAUUGCACACAGAGCAAUUAAUUUAUUAAAGGAAGUGAACACUAAUUUGGGCCCCCAAUUGCAAGCCAACAUUCUGGCCUUUCACGAGAACUUCAUCUCGGAAUGCAUGGAUCGUCUGAGGGCGCACUUUGAUACUGUAUCGCUCCUUCGACGUGAUAUGGACUCUGGCAGUGAUGGUGUGCCUGGCUCUCCGGCCUCAAGGAGAGUAGAGGUUCUGGGAGAGGCAAACAAGCUUUGCAGAGUCAUGAACGUGCUUCACGAGUAUAUGUCGGAAUGUGACUGUGACUUUAUGGGUGAUAGGAAGAUCCUCCCUUUGAGACGGGCAUAUCGUGGAAAACACUUGGCAUUGCUAGUCCGUUUUGCUAAUCCUGGUAGACCAUUAGAUGAUGUAGAAGUGUCAACACAUGGAAACGAUACCCUAGGCGCUUUACGUAGGCAGGUUCUCCGACGCAUUAAAGCUUCUCCCACGUCAGUUAAACUGGACCUCUUCCUGAACGGGGAACUGCUGGAUACAGCAGAUGAUCGCAAGCUCUUGUCACACAUCCCCCUGAGAGACAAAACGGUAUUGAAUGGGAAGCUAUGUCAGCAGUCCUCAAACAUGCCCAGCAGCCCAGAUACCAGCUCAGAUUCUUCAACUUCGUCACCACAUCAUGCCGAGUUCCGUGCCUCAUCGGAAGCUGAGAACACCCUGCCUGGAGUGUUAAUGGCAAUACAAUCACAGUUUGCCCAGUUCUUCUUCCAACUGGCUGAUUUAGGCUCGGCUUUGGGCCAUUCGUCUCUAAGAGAAACAGCCCGCAGUAUACUCCAACUUAUGCCUGCUGAUACUCACACAAUCCAGCAACUACACCUGACCUUUUCGGUCAAUUCUACAGGUCACACACCAACAGAAGUCAAUGGAGAAGUGGUAUCUCCAACAACAGAGAAAUCCCCACCUACAAUGGACAGCCUGUUUUUCUCUUCUUCUCCAUCGCAGGCACUGUAUUAUUUGCAGGUCAUGUACUCAUUAAUGAUGCCUGCACAAGAUCCCUUGUCCGACAGAGCUUUUGAAUUUCAAGUUGCUGUCAUAAGGUCCGAGAAAGCUCAGAUCCUACUGGACAUGAUGAAGGACCCAAAUUUCCUGACUAACGCUGACUUGGCAACCAAGCGGCAAGCGUAUCUUCAAGUUUUGCGAAUCGCAAAGAUGAUCUUGACCAUAGUGGGACACGUCAUGGCCCACGUUCUAGACGACAACAGGAUUUCUGCCCAAAGUUUGCCGUCUCCUACGGCAAGUGAUGCUCCUUCAAUAGGCAACAUGACGGGAACAACGAUGAGGAGCAAAAUGGUUGCAGUUCUUCGGGCUGCCCUUCAGUCUGUGCCUCAUCAAAGUUCUGAGUACACAAUGAGACAGGUGGCCAAUAAACUGGCACAAGCUUUAGCUCAACAGAUGUUGCAAGGAACGGAGGUUGGAAAUGCUUUGUGGAAACUUCCUCAAUUUUCACAAGGAGCACUUUGGCGUCUGCCUGACAUUACAACCAUCAAGGCGACAAUGCGUCUAGCUUGGGCUGCUAGCUCGGGAAAUCUGCAACUUGUUCACGGCUCUCUCGAUCAGCUACAUGCCAAACAAAUGGAGAUUGCAUCAAUCCCCCAACAGACUGAUACACAAGGUGUAGGCUACGAUGACUUUAUGGUGUGCCGAGAGGCUUUGGAGACGCUAACAGUGGAAUUGAUGCUCCACCCUCACUGCAUUGAUGUUCUCAUCAGAGACAAAAACUGGCACACAUUUAUCAUUGAUUUGCUGCUUUUGAGCCCAAGCAGAGCCAUUCGAUUGGCUGCUAGUGAACAAUUUCUGUUGAUUUCUACGUGGUGCACAGGCAACCAACAACCGCUCCAGUUUUGUAUCACACUUCUCUUCACUGUCCUUAACACCACAGUGCUGGAGCACGCUGAUCAAUCACAUGAAUACUUCCAGCUUCUCUGCCGACUACUAAACUUUGCCUUUGUUUCCAACUGUCCUCUGCCCACUGCCGAGACUCUACUCAACAAUGAGAUAGCUUGGCUGAAGCAAGUCAGGGAAAAUGUGAAAGAAAGUGGAGACACCAAAUAUGACGAUGCAGUAUUAGAGGGACACCUGGGAUUAGCAAGGGAACUCUUCUCAUUUGUCAAGCCUGACAAGAAAUUCGAACUUGGCUGUAAAAGUGGCAACCUGAUUAAGGAAGUUGUUGAAGACUUUGUUUUUCCUGCCUCACAUUUGAUGGCGCAGCUUUGGCAAACUGGAGAUUUGCCAAUGGAAACAGCAGUGCCUGUCUGCCAGUCUCCCUCAACUGUGACUGCAGCGUUUGAGUUGCUUGUGUCACUCAGUGUUGGUUGUGUUCCAAACAUGAAGCUGCUGGUCAACAUGCUUACUGAAAUGUUUUACUCUGAACGCGAAGAGCCUCUGACUGAAUGGGAUUACAUGCCUCCCGUCGGCCCAAGACCAACUCAUGGUUUUGUGGGACUGAAAAAUGCAGGUGCUACGUGCUACAUGAACUCGGUUUUGCAGCAGUUGUACAUGGUAGAGAGCAUCAGAGUUGGUCUCUUGGCAGCCGAGGGAGCUGCGACUGACAUUAACGAAGAUUUCAGCGGAGAAGACAGAAUAGAAGGAGAAGGUUGCUUGGAAGCUGAAAAUGAUUCUGACAAAGGAGAUCUGGAGGAGUCUCGGAAGGAAUAUAACGUCAGCAUUUUAAAGCAAGUUCAGGCCAUUUUCGGCCACCUGGCUUAUAGCAAACUUCAGUUUUACGUUCCUAGAGGACUGUGGAAGCAUUUCAAGCUGCAAGGAGAACCUGUUAAUUUGAGAGAGCAGCAGGACGCUGUUGAAUUUUUCAUGAGUUUAGUUGAGAGUUUGGAUGAAGCUUUCAAGGCUCUGAGGCAAGAACAAGUCAUGAGCAAGGUUCUGGGUGGCUCAUUCUCAGAUCAGAAAAUCUGCAAAGGAUGUCCCCACCGCUACUCAAAGGAAGAGCCUUUCAGUGUGAUCUCUGUUGACAUCCGCAACCAUAGCAAUUUGGUUGACUCCCUCGAACAGUAUGUCAAAGGGGAGCUCUUGGAAGGCGCCGACGCUUAUCACUGUGAGAAGUGCAAUGCUAAGGUGGUGACUGUUAAAAGACUGUGCGUGAAGAAACUUCCUCCCAUCCUUGCUAUCCAAUUGAAGAGAUUUGAAUAUGAUUACGAGAGAGUCUGUGCCAUCAAAUUCAAUGAUUACUUUGAAUUUCCUCGAGACUUAGAUAUGGAACCUUACACUGUGAGCGGCCUAGCUAAACUUGAAGGAGAAGUGAUAGAAUGUGACUAUCCACCUGGAGACAGUAGUCAGCCUAGAGAAAUGUGCACCAAAUACCAGCUCUCAGGAAUUGUGGUCCAUUCUGGACAGGCCAGCGGAGGCCACUACUAUUCUUACAUACUCCACAGGCAAGCUGAUGGAACAGCUAAAUGGUACAAAUUCGAUGAUGGAGACGUCACCGAGUGCAAAAUGGACGAUCCUGAAGAAAUGAAGUCACAGUGCUUUGGUGGGGAAUACAUGGGAGAAGUGUUUGACCACAUGCUGAAGAGAAUGAGCUACCGGCGUCAGAAGCGCUGGUGGAAUGCUUACAUGCUGUUUUACACAAGACAAGACGUUGAAGUGGACAAUUUGACACGCAGCAUUAAUGAACUUUCCUUGUAUACCAAAAUGGGCAUGCUGAAAAUGCCUCAAGCGAUUGAACGCAGUGUGCGGCGUCAAAACAUCCAGUUCAUGCAUAACCGGAACCAAUUUUGCACAGAGUACUUCCAGUUCAUGCGGAAGUUGAUCACAUGCAACAGUCCACCACCCAACUUGAAUGAACAAAUGUCUCCUGAGAAUGAAGAUUUAAGUCUGCUCAGUGUGCAGCUGGCUGCUCGCUUCCUGUUUCACACAGGCUUCCACACCAAGAAAACACUUAGAGGUCCUGCCAUGGACUGGUAUGAUGCAAUCUGGGCUCAUCUGCGAUACUCGAAGAAAGUGCGCCACUGGUUUGCACACAAUGUUCUUUUCAAUCACCCUCACAGGUUUUCCGAGUAUCUGCUGAGUUGCCCAAGUCCUGAAGUGAGGUCUGCAUUUAUCAAAAUCAUCGUUGUCUUGGCACAUUGCUCUAAUCAGGACGGCCCUUGCCCAUCACCACUGAUCACAAGCGCCAGUAAUAUAAACUUUCAAUUUCAUGUGAAUGUUUUCUUACCUUACAAUCCAGCAACAGCAGGUCUAGUCGAUCCAAAUGCAUCACUCAGCGACCACCUCUUGCAUGCAGUGUUGCUGCUUCUUCAUAGGGAGGUGGCUGAUCAUGGACGGCAGCUACCACACUACUUCUCGCUUUUCCACAACUACGCCAUGCAAGGCUUGGUGGAAAGGUCGCAGUUGCUAAAGCUGAACGUACCAUACCUCUUUAUGUGUGUUGCUGUCGAUGAGGGUCCUGGACCUGCGAUCAAAUACCAAUACCCAGAGUUGACAAAGCUGCAUCAAGUGGUGUCACUUCUUAUCCGUUGCUGUGAUGUUUCCUUAAAGUGCUCGUCCUCACAACAGAAUAUGCCUGUUUUGCCAAACCCAUAUUACGAACCCCAGUGCCCUGACUAUCUAAUGCCAAUCCAAAGCCAAGUUUCUGAGCUCUUGUAUGGAAGAACUAGCUAUGUGAAGAAGUUGAUUGAAGACAAUACGCCCAGCGAAGACACAGUCAAACUUCUGCAAUUCUGCAGCUGGGAGAACCCCCACUUCUCGAGGAUAGUGCUGACGGAGCUGCUGUGGCAAGUGGCAUUUGCCUAUUGUCACGAGCUUCGUCACCACAUGGAACUUCUGCUGGCUGUGUUGCUAAUUGAGGACUCGUGGCAGUCGCAUCGAAUCCACAAUGCUCUCAAAGGAGUGCCUGAGGAACGAGAAGGCCUGUUUGAAACUAUCACCAGGUCAAAGGGCAACUAUCAGAAACGCGCGUACCAGUGCAUCAAACUGCUGGUUAGUCUGUUCUACAAGUGUCGCAACGCCAGUGCUCUUCUCACCACCAAUCCCGACAUCAAGAGACGCUGGGUGCAAGCUGUAGACUGGUUGCAGGAUGAGCUUGAGAGACGACCCUAUCCAACAAACUCGCAGUAUUCUUACAACUGGUCUCCGCCUGCACAGUCAAAUGACACCACCAACGGAUACUUCUUGGAAAGAUCAAAUUCGGCCCGGAAAACACUUGAGAAGGCUUUGGAACUCUGCCCAGAAAUGACAAACCAGGAACAAGAAUCAGAAGUCAUGUCAGAGGAGGGUGAAAGUUCACCGCCUGUGGCCGACGAGGCACCUGCAACACAAAGUGCAGUUGUGCACCCUGCGCGGAACAUAAUGGCGAUUCCAGGAAAUAUUCCUGGAGCUCCCCCCUUGGUCCUGGGCAUGCAAGCUUUCACACCAAACAAACUCGACUCUUGCAAGUGGUCCGUAAACAAGACGCCUACAGCCUUCUGCUUAGCGGACGUCGAAGUGAAUGAGGUCAGCACCAUCAGGAAAAAGGCGAAGGCGAAGAAUGAGCAGGGUGAAGAGAUUGAGACAAACACGUCAAACACUACUAACACACCCCAGCAAAGUCCCGUUAUGGCCAGGGAAGUGGAAGUGCCCCUUGAGACGACCACCCUAUUGCCAUCACCGACAACAAAUUUGCAGCAGGUUGUUGAAAUUUCUCCACCAAGUCUGCCUGCAGUGGAUACAGUCGUCGCUCCCCAAAGCCCAACAAUUGAGAUAACUCUAAGCGAGCCAGAAGCAAUGCCGCCUCCCGGAUAAUCGAGGACCGUGGCUUGAGUGAUGCAAUAAGGUGUUACUUUCUAGUUGAAGUGGGCAGGAGUUAAUUUUGAUUCUGUCUGUCACCGUUGUUGCUGCUGCCAAGUGACUGUAUGUAGUAUGAAUGAGUGCCACGUACGCUUCACUGUCUCAGUCUUGAUUGCCAAAGAUGGACCCUUUUGUUACAGACACAAACAAACGUAGUUUAUUUAUUAACGGUACAUACUUCUCUUUCUCCUGCUGGAUACACUGCGCUAUAAUUAUUACAAAACAGCAACUACUACUAUUGUUGUUGGACGAUUCUCAACUAGCAUUUCAUGUGGAAUGGAUUCAUGGAAGGGAAAAAAUCACUUAGAAAAUCAGUCAAUGCAAACGGUUUGCUUUCCACCUUGCUUUUUUCAUUAGACGUUGUGUAUUUUUGAUUAGUACAUGAGUGAUAAUUUGCUCAAUUUUCCCCCUGCUAUCCAAUUUAUUUGUAAUUAUUUGCGAUCUGUUGUUGAAAAUGAUGGUAAUUAAUAAUUAAUUGAGAAAAGUAUGUACAUUCUAUUGAGCUCGUGAAAGUGUACAGUGUUUUUUUUUUUCUUUGGGAGGUGUUUACUUCUUUGUCGUGGACUCCAGACAAGCCUCAAGAAUUUAUUUUUGUUAAAUUCGAGGCUUCUUAUUGCAGUCAUUUGCUAUGAAAGGGUUAACAACUAACUGCAAAUUUGAUGAAAGCUGUCGUGGAAUCGCAAGCAUAUAAUUUGUGUAUAACUGUCUUUUUGUAUUUUGACACAUGCUUGCGAUCAACAGUUGAUCUGUUGUUUUUCAGAAAAAUAUUAAGUAAUGGAUAAUCUAAUCAAUUUUAGCUUGUACAUAAAGCCAAACAAAACUGCAAAAUAAAACUAAUAAUAUUUCAAGUCUA
Molecule: messenger RNA, 9292 nt
Organism: Neocloeon triangulifer
Lineage: Eukaryota; Metazoa; Arthropoda; Insecta; Ephemeroptera; Baetidae
Gene: faf
Product: probable ubiquitin carboxyl-terminal hydrolase FAF-X
Exons: 37
Coding region: 301-8394 (2697 amino acids)
Biological process (GO): cell migration; protein deubiquitination
Cellular component (GO): cytosol; nucleus
Molecular function (GO): cysteine-type endopeptidase activity; cysteine-type deubiquitinase activity
Source: RefSeq, a predicted model, not a curated record